Molecule: messenger RNA, 8571 nt
Organism: Ctenopharyngodon idella (grass carp)
Lineage: Eukaryota; Metazoa; Chordata; Actinopteri; Cypriniformes; Xenocyprididae
Gene: arhgap23a
Product: Rho GTPase activating protein 23a
Exons: 23
Coding region: 1159-6411 (1750 amino acids)
Biological process (GO): signal transduction
Molecular function (GO): protein binding
Source: RefSeq, a predicted model, not a curated record
CUUUCAGAGCUGCUGGGGGCUCCGGUAGGUUUCAGCAGAGCUACAACAUUUUGUUGGAAUACAUGGACUUUUUAGUACUGUCUAAGGCUUCAGAAUUUUUUUUCCUUCAUGUCUUUUGCUUGAUGGGACAAAGAAUUGAGUGAAAAAAGAUGAAAAUGAAAUGGAAAGAUUAGAUAAUACAGAAAUCCGAGAGCUCUGAGGGGAAAAAAGGCAAAGGUUUUGUGUGCCAGACGGUGAUGAGGGCUGAUGGGAGAGACUGCAGAGAUGACUGUGAUAAAGAAAGAGAUGGAGCCAGAGGAAUAUAGACAGCAAGAAGAAAAGCAAGCCUUAUGAAAUCGCACACUUUGAGAUAUUCUAUCUGAAGAAACCAAAAAGAAACCUUCGUUCAAUGAGACUGAGGGGGCAUAAAAAAAUACAUAAUUCGUACAUUUAAAAAAAAAAAAAAAAAAACUUAGUAAGGUUAAAUAGGCUUUAGUUACAUAACAGCAAGGAAAACGAUUUUAUGAAAACGUGUAGCAGUUUGUAUGAGAGGGCAGGACAUUCUCAUUCUAGCAUCUGAUUGGACAGAGCUCUGUGCAGUGCAGGAUGAGUCAUCAAGAUUUACGUCGAGUUUUCCUGAAGAAAAACUAUGUAAAUUUUAAAUGUGCUAAAAGUGAUUUUUAUCCAUUUUUAGUGGUAAACUAGGUUAAACAUGGCCUCAAAACUAACAAACAUGGACUAAAAGCUAUACAAAACUCAUAUUUUGAUUUCACAGGGCAUUUAAAAAGAGUAGAAAUAGACGUAUAAGAGUGUGAUAAAGAAUAACUGGUGAGCAGCAAACAGAUACAGACAGGAAGGAGUGAUAAAGAGAAAGAUAACUGAAUGAGUGAGAGAGAAAGAGAGAGAGAGAGAGAGAAGGAGACAGCAAGCGAAAGAAAAGCAGGAGAGCCGGCCCACUCAUAGUGACAGAGAGCCAGAGUUUAGAGUUUGUCAGGAGAUGACAGAGUGGAGAGAGAGAGACAGAAAGGAGCUGAAUGGUUUAGAAAGUGAAGGAAUAGAAGAAAAAAAGACUGAAGCAGAGUAAGAGGGGGAAAACUGGCAAAGGGGCGGAGAGAUGGGAUCUCUUCAUCCAGUGAGAACCCUCGGCCGGUGGUCAGGAGCGGGGCAGAUGGGCUGGGCAUGUCCUGGCAGGGUCCACGUACACUGGUGCUCCAUAAGAACUCUCAGGGCUUUGGCUUCACGCUACGUCACUUCAUCGUUUACCCGCCAGAGUCUGCCCUGCACACCAGUUUCAAGGAUGAAGAGAACGGGAAUGGAAAGGGGCUCCAUCGGAGUUGUCUGGAGCCCAUGGACACCAUCUUCGUUAAGAAUGUGAGGGAGAAAGGCCCCGCCCACCAGGCUGGCUUGUGUACAGGAGACAGGCUGGUUAAAGUGAAUGGAGAGAGUGUGCUGGGUAAGACGUACUCACAAGUCAUUGCACUGAUUCAGAACAGUGAGAGUGUACUGGAGCUCUCCAUCAUGCCAAAGGAUGAGGACGUGCUGCAGCUGGUAAGUGCAUAUUCCCAUGAUGCCUACCUAAGAGGGAACAAUCCAUAUACAGGAAAGGCCCAAAAUCUUCCUCCUCCACCCCCUGUCCUCUAUCCUCCACGUACAAAAUCCCAGCCUUCUGCGGGGUACUCCCCCUGCCCUGCCCCAGCUUCCUCACACAUGGGACAAAACCAACUGGAUAACUGGAGCCGCUGGCCCGGCUCUUCCUCUGGUCCUUCUCCGCCACUUGACAACCGGACAGUCACUUCCAGCAACGCUGUCUGGGCAGCUGAGGGUAGAAGCUGUGAGCCAGGAGGUGUUAGUCACAGUAGCCCUGCACACCGAACUGAGGAGAUCCAGUAUGGAAUGACUGACAGGGGACAACAAGCAAUCGGACAAAUGAGAGGACGCUCAAACUCAUCUUCUUCAUCUUCAGGAGGAAUUAUGAGCCCAUUGCAUCAUGCUCAUCUUGCCAACCACAAUGUGGGUACUGCCAUGGGGCACACUAGUGGCCGCAAGGGAAGCCCACCAUGGGCCAGCCCUUCUCAGUCAACAUCAACACCCCCAUCCAGCCGCAGUGAACACACCCAACAAGCCCUUUCCAACUGGUACUACAGCCAGGUACCAGGCCGUGAGCGAGAACGGGAACGAUCUAGUUCUCGCUCCAUGCUCCCACGCCAUAGGAGUUUCUCACAGGACCGCCUGGGUGAGAUUGGGAGGGCCAGGCGUUCGCAGCAAGCAGGCUUUCCCCACAGUGCAUCACAAGACACAUUGCUACUGCUUCAGCAGAGCUCUGCAGCAUACGCUGAUCCCUACUGGAACCAGGGAGACUGGCAUGAAGAGCAUGCAUAUGGACAGCACCCAUCUGCAGUGGGCUAUGGGCGCAAGUCCCCUGGAAACCUUCUUGCAAGCCGGUACGGACACACGGGACGUUCACUGGAAACUCUCGACAGAGCUGUGGGGAUACUCCCACCACGAUUUCACCACCAGGUCCAGCAGCCCCCAAACAGAACUGAAGGAUAUCCAAGACGUGGUGGACAUUGUGGGCAACACGCAGAGUCACACCACCAAAUUCAGCCCCACCAAACACAACACCACACACCCCAACACCAUCAACACACACCUCAGUAUCAAAACCUCACACAUGCAGCACACCAAUACUCAUCUCAGACUCCACAACCACAGCAGGCAGCUCCACAGGCAAGACGCUUGCCUUCUUGCCAGAGUCUAGAUGAGGAGCCGAUUGGCUACCGUAGCUACAGCCCUUCUUUCAACCGCAAGACUGGCCGUAUCCUGCAGCAGGCCCAGUCAUUUAGAGACCCCUCUUAUACAGGUCCACCCCUAUGGAGUCCUGCACCCAAAACCAGUCCCCCAGAGGGGCUUCCACCCUCGGCCUCUCCUUCCCCAGCCCCACCAACCACCUCCUCUAAAACUGCUAUUCCCACACCCCCUGAAGGACAAGACAGAACUUACCGACCCACUAAUCAUGACAGAGGGGCAGGGGAAGCAACAGGUGAAGCCCAGACACAGGAAGUAGUUCUGAGGCAGAAACCACCCACCGGCCGCAGGGGUGCGAACGCCCUUCGACAUCCACAUUACGCCAUAGCACUGGACUCCAGUGACCCUCUACUCUUUACCUCUGACCCUUUGGAGCCCCCUGCCAAAGCAGAAAGUGCUAUUUCUCAUCGCCGCACGAAUGGCAACUUACCACCACUAUCCAUAGAGGAUGACUCCCUCGCGUCGAUUCCUUUUAUAGAUGAGCCGACCAGUCCAAGUGCAGAUCUGCGGGCACGUCAUGUCCCCGCCUCCUCCGUCGUGUCCAGUGGCGGUAUAAACUCUGCCCCUGCUGUGGCCACAAGCCCCGCCUCCCCAACCUUCACCUUUCCCCUCAACCGCCUUUUCUCCCACGACAGCACAGGUGAUGCCAAGUCUAAUCGUCGAUCCUCUUACCUGCUGGCCAUCACCACUGAACGCUCCAAGUCAUGUGAUGAGGGGCUUAACGCAUAUAGAGAAGAGGGACGGGUCUUCUCGAGGCUUCCAAAAAGAGUCAAGAGCUUCUUUACUGAAGGGUCUCUGGACAGUCUGGGUGCUGCUGAAGAGGCUCGCUCUAAACGACACUCUACCUCGGAGCUGGGCAGCAUCAGCUACAGUGACGUGAGGAGGGAAGGCUGGCUCCACUUCAAACAGAUCCACACAGAGAAGGGCAAGAAGGUGGGUAGUGCCAUCUGGCCUUGGAGGCGGGUGUUCUCCGUGCUUCGGUCCCAUUCCCUGUUUCUCUACAAAGACAAGCGAGAGGCAGUUCUCAAAGGGGCGGUGCUGGGAGGCGGGGCCGAAGAUGAACAGCCAAUCAGCAUCCGGGGCUGCCUUGUGGACAUAGCCUACAGUGAAACGAAGCGCAAGCACGCGCUGAGGUUGACCACGCAGGACUUCUGUGAAUACCUGCUACAGGCGGAGGACAGAGAGGAUAUGCUGGAGUGGAUCAAAGUCAUCAGAGAGAACAGCAAGACUGACAAUGAGGAAUUGGGUUUCUCACGACAGGCUCUCAUAAGUAAGAAACUUAAUGACUACAGGAAACAAAGUCCAACAGGCAAUAAACCAGACUCCUCACCCAGAGUGCAUCGAAUGACAUUUCUGCUCAGUAAGCAAGACAACAGCGCACCUCCACGUUCCCCAAAACACGAGGCCAAAGAGGAGAGCAGCCCCCCAAAAUCACCUUGGGGCAUAAAUAUAAUGAAGAAAGCUAAGAAGGCAGGUCCUAAAGCCUUUGGUGUCCGUCUAGAGGACUGCCAGCCUGCUACCAACAACAAGUUCAUUCCCCAGAUUGUGGAGAUCUGCUGUGGGCUGGUGGAGGAAAUGGGUCUGGAGUAUACAGGGAUCUAUAGAGUGCCGGGAAACAAUGCCGUAGUGUCCACUCUGCAGGAGCAGCUCAACAAAGGAGUAGACAUCAACAUCGCUGAGGAGAGAUGGCAAGACCUGAAUGUGGUUAGCAGCCUGCUGAAGUCCUUCUUUCGUAAACUCCCAGAACCCCUCUUCACUGAUGACAAAUACAAUGACUUUAUUGAGGCCAAUCGGAUGGAGAAUGCCAGUGAUAGGCUAAGGACAAUGAAAAAACUGAUCCGUGAUCUACCAGAUUAUUACUUCCACACUCUAAAAUUUCUAAUUGGACACCUAAAGACUGUGGCAGACCACUCUGAAAAGAACAAGAUGGAACCGCGUAAUUUGGCGCUGGUGUUUGGCCCCACUCUUGUCCGGACCUCAGAGGACAACAUGACAGACAUGGUCACCCACAUGCCUGACCGCUACAAAAUUGUGGAGACACUCAUUCAGCACUAUGUCUGGUUUUUCAUUGAAGAACACGAAAAGGAUGAAAAGACACCAGUGGACACAGAGGAUGUCCAGCCCGCCCCAAACAUAGAUCAUCUCCUCUCUAACAUUGGCCGGACAGGCCUGAUGGGGGAGGCGUCAGACUCAACCAACAGUGAUUCUGCAAAAUCAAAGGGGUCGUGGGGAUCAAAACGUGACUUUACUGCCAAGGAUAUCCUGACGUUAUCGAUUAUGUCGGCUGUGACCCGCAAACGCCGGAAGCGGCACAACGGCCGUUUCUUCGGCAGCAGUACAGAUGACGAUUCUGAGCAUGAACCCGUUAAAUCCUGUGUCUCCGAAAAAGACGACUUGCAAGAGAUGGGGCAGGUGGCAUCCUUCUGCGCCCCACGAGCGGAGGGAGAAGAAGAUGAAGAAGAGGAGGAGGAAGAUGAGGAAGAGGAGGAGGGUGAGAGACAGAAGGCCCAAGAACAGAAAGAGGAAGUAGUUCCCAGCAUUUCCUUAACAGUGGAAGCGCCACCAGCGGUUCUGCUGAGCGAGGAGGAGGAACAAAGGUCUGAAGUGAAAGGUCGCGGCUGGCGAGGAGAUGAUGCACGGUCUAUUGUGUCGGGCUACUCUACUCUGUCCACUCUGGGGCGGAGCUUAGCGUCAGAGGGGCGGGGCGAAGAUGCAGAUGAUGAGCACAGUGAACUGGUGAGCGAAACUGAUAACGAAAGCGGAUUCGCCUCACGCUCCCUCACCCAAGAGAGGCCGGAAAAACCAACCCGUUCCAGCCAAAACUCACAAGCCUCACCCGAUCCGACCGCGCCACGCAGUUUCCUCUAUGCGCACUGCAAAUCACAGAUGCCCUCUGCUUCCUCCGGCUCCUCCCUCGCUCCUCCUUCUCUCCACAUCACUACCAACCCUGAAGACCAAGCGAACGACAGCGCAGCACGUUCGUCUACUCCCUCAUCUUCCUCUUACUCAUCAUCCGCCUCCCAGCGCCUCCACAGCCGCCACUCUUUUAACUCCCACCGCCUUAUACAGUGCGACACCCUGGCACGGCGUCGGCUAAAGUCAGAUAAACCCAAAGCGCCCUCGGUGGACCUUUCAGAAGUUUCCAGCUCCUCCGCCACGGAGGGAGAUCGCCGGUCAGGUGCGAAUCAAAUCCCUAAUUCCUCUCCAUCUCCUUCUCCAAAAGCCAAAUCCUCCAAAGAGGUUAGCGUGAGAAAAGAGUAUAUGCCAACAUCCAUAGCCGUUCCCGGAAUUAAGAGCUGCUCGUUGUCCUCUGGACAGGGUUCCCUGGCGGAUCAGGUACGGGCUCGCCUGAUGGGCUCAGCGGACGACCUGCGCAGUGUCGGCCUGAGGAAGCAGCUCUCGCCGGAGACGCGCAGGAAGAGACGUGCAUGGAGGAGGCACACCGUGGUAGUCUCCCCUACAGAUUGUUCAGACAAAAAAACACCGGCGCUACCCCCCAAACCGCUAGAUUCACCCUCCCCUGUUGAAAAGCCGGACGUUAGAGAGUCCCACCCAGAGUGCUCAGAGACUGAAGCCCCUACUGCACGUCGGGCCCUGCCUACCUCGCGCUUUCGUGAUUUCUUGUAGCAGUGAUGGUGUGUACAGGCUAGUGAACCAAGAGAGUUGGAUUUGGGUUGUGCUGUAGCUGUGUCCACAGUAUGUUCGUUUUGAGUUCACACUGACAGCGAUUAUAUCGUUGUAGAAUACUUUUGGUCGGUAGACGUUCAUACUCAGUGCAGUGUCAAACUGUGCCAGGUGGAAAAUCAUGCGAGUGUCAUUGUGCACCAUUCAGAAUUGAGCACCAGUUCAGUUUUUGAAUUUAAUUGAGGUAGCAAACAGGAUGCCAAGUUGAAAUUUGGAAUUACAAUGAGCUGAAAUUCAAACAAUAAGGGCAUUUUCAGACCUGUAGAUUGUUUGCUUUGUUCAGAAACAGGGAUUUACAAUGUUACAUUGUUGCAUUUUCUCCUUGGUUCGCUUUUUACAUGGAAAAAUUGUAUGCAAUUUAAUAUUUUUAUGUUGAUGCAAGUCACAUUUGCACCUGUUUUGAAGAAGAGCAAUGACGUUUUAAAAUGAAGAGGUGCUCUUAGCUGUGAUAAGAAAUAGACACUGCUGAUUUUUAUGCAACACAUUUUCUAUUUCAUAUUAUGAUACAACUUGGAUUGUUGGUCCUGUUGGGUCAGAUUGCUUUCUCAACACAAGCAAACCGCUUCAGAGUUUGUUUUGAAUCAGAGACCACCUCCUUAAGGCGAUCUUGGACUGAUUAUUUUGGUCCAGCUCCGACUGCGUUUGCAGUGUUUAUAUAUGCAUAAACGAACCUAAACUAGGGAGAAAAAAUUGUGCCAGGUUCCGAAACAAACGCUCCAAAUGAGCCAGGUGUGAAAACGCCCUAAUUGCCAUUUGUAACAAGAAAUGGAAGAGUUAUAAAGACAAACUUCUGCCUCAUUUGAAAUGUGCUUAUUUUUAUAUGAAUUUCUCAAGUGAAGUUUCAUUUUAUGGACCAAGGAGGAAAAACACUUCAUUUCCCGGAAUGUCAUUACCUGUUUUUUGAAUAAAUUUCUUUGAAUUGUAAUUUCCUUACCUUUACCCUGGUCUGUAUUCCCAUUGUCGCUGCCUAAAGUUGCUGUUUAUUUGCAUAAACAAGAACUCUUCUUUACGCAAAUGGGCGAUCAAUGUCACCGUCGCGUGCACUGCCUGAAAUCGUUCUUAAUGAAGAUCAAUCCAGUCACUUUUCACUGCAAAUCGCUGUCGGUGUGAACAGCCUUUUAGGUUGCCAUGUGAGUAUAAAAUACAAACUCAGACUGUUUAAAGCCCUCGGUCAAAUCUUAUUUAUGUCACUCUUAUUUAGACCAACUUCCCCUGCAUGGCAAAAGGGGCUUCUCAGUGUUGCCAAAGUUUUUUCAUCAAUAUCUUCCUUUCACAUUUUCUUCUUCCUUUUCUUGGCCAGUCACAUGACAACAUUCUGCUCUUUAAAUUAUUGCCAAGACCCUCACGACUCAGUGCUUUUGUGUUUUCAAGUCCCAGACGAACCAAUUCUCCGAAUGUGCCGGUACAGUAUUGGUUAAACAGUGUUAGCAAAACAGAAACAGUGUUGAUAGUGACAGAUUUACUAGUUUUAACACAGGCCGUUGAGCUCCGCGCAUAAUUCUACCAGUAACUCGCUACAUUAAGUUCAAUAAGAGGCAGCGUGGUGUGUUCACCUUCCCACAUACUGAUUUACAUUGAGUAACGGCUCAUUGGUGAAAUCACUUCAAAUGAGUGUAUAUGUGUGUCUGAAAUUGCCUGUGUAAACCGUAUGUGGUCAAGUAUGUGUGUGUCAAACGUUUUUGUAACAUUUGUACAAAGCCUUGCUUAAGUUAACCUUGUAAAUACACAUAUAUUAUAUUGUCAUUUCUUUUUUUUUUUUCCUCUUUAUUUUAGUUUUUAUAUGGUUUACAAAAGUGCACUUAGGUGCACGGUCAUUUCUUUCAAGAUGUUACUUGAAAUGUUUUCCUUAAUAUUUUUUGUUUGUUUGUUUUAUAUACAGUAUAUAUUAUACAUAUAUUUUGUAUGAAUAUAAUAAGUACUUUUAUUUGGAAAUCUUGGGGUGUACCUGUUUUAACUCCACUAGACUGUUUUCCCUGUUAAUGGCCUUUCUCUGUGACUUACAAAUACUAUGCAGAAAUCUAUUCACCUCAAUGAAAAGAACAGAGAUCUAACCUGCAAAGAGUGUCUGUCACAAGCUAUAAUAAAUUCUUAUUGCAGAGCUUA